This is a messenger RNA of Corticium candelabrum, 4262 nucleotides long. RefSeq lists its product as uncharacterized. Gene Ontology annotation, cellular component: Cul2-RING ubiquitin ligase complex. The coding region runs from base 132 to 4091 and encodes 1319 amino acids. The transcript has 11 exons. Lineage: Eukaryota; Metazoa; Porifera; Homoscleromorpha; Homosclerophorida; Plakinidae. The record is from RefSeq and is a predicted model, not a curated record.
UCAGAGCACGGUUACUCAUAAUAUCGACGCGUUGUAAGGAAUUUGCAUGUACCGCAUCCCAAUUCGCAAGACGUAGUCAUUCCAUUGCGUCUUACGAUUUUCAAGCAUCCGGGCCAUCUGUUUCUACGAGUAUGAGAGAGAGCGAUUGUGCAUACGACAGCACCAGCAACGUCGACACUGACGAAGAUACUAGACCGUUACCAAAACGUAGGAAAACGAGCAGUGGAGCUGGAGUGAAUACAAUCGAGCUCGGAUCACUGUUUGAUCUUGCAGCAGAAGUCGUUGCUACUGUAAUUCCGUUCAGUGCAGUCGAGCAAUAUUACCACAAGUCUCCAAACAAAAUUCACGAUGAUGUUUUAUUUGCAAUAAUUAAGAGGGCUUUUCCGACGGAUCGAGAUAUGGUGGGGCUGUGUGCAGGAUUGUCACGUCCUUCUUUCUAUGGUGAUGAUUUCUACCGCGAAUCCAGUGAUUGUGACAUCAUUGCAAAGGAAGUAAUACAAACAGGGUUGUCGCUGACUGGAACCCUUGUGCACAUGCGUCUGUCUUCAGAAACGUCCAGGUAUCGUCGAGCUGACGUUUCCAUUCUUUUUGAUCGUCGAUGUAUCACGUGUGCUACCUGCUCCGUACAUCGUCAUCGACUCACUUGGUGCAAACAUGUUUUACGGCUUAUUCACCAUCGCAUCUUUCAUCCUGAAGCUGUUGCUUACCGUCUACCAAUCUCGUUUACGUUAGAGCGUCUCAGUCAAUCACAAAUGCAAGAAUUGAUUAGCUCACUCAUCUCAACUGGUUCAGUAAAGCUUCUCUCGUCAGCCAGUAAAGCAAUAUGUGAUAUGAAUCACGAAAGAAGUUCUAUAGCGACUUGCAGCCAUCCAGUUCGUGCCGCAGUGUCGACUCCCGAUCUGACCGCCAGAGGUAGCAGAGAUGACUCAAGUUGGUGGCUAUUUGAUGAGCAGAGAGUUCGUCUUGUCAUGAAAAACUAUUGCGAAAAACUUGAUUCUAUGAACGGAGGAAGAUCAUACAAAUGUGACCCGGAUGAACCAACCAGUCCAGAUGAAUGGAAUUAUCUUCUUGAAGGCAAUAGGAAACAAACACUUGCUCGAGUAGAGAAAGCUGUUGAUGCUCAACUGGAUUGGAGAGCAGAGGAAGAGCUAGAUUCUUUGCUGGCCAUUGUGUUGCAUCUAAUAAAGUCGGCAGACGUUACCGUGUUGAGGGUUUUACGUGUACUCACGGAUCAGUGGUUCAAGUUGCUAGAAAAUGUACUGAAACGGAUUGUACGGCAACUUCCGUUCGACCAGCAAAGAGGAGAUGACACUCAUGACGACGAUGCUGCGAUCUAUUCAAGAAACAGAGAGCUCUUCCUUUCUAGCGGAAGGGCUUGGUACCUAGCAGACCGUCUGACUUCUUGCUGGCGGAUUGCGGUGCUGAAUUGGCGUUACUCGGAUGGAACUGUAGAGUCAAUAAGAGAUCAGACCAUCAAAUGGGCUUUAAGAUUGCGCAAUAUUUUGAGGGAGGCCAGUCGUUUACACGACUCCAUCGAUGAUAUAUACGAGGCAUGGCCGGAAUUUUUUGCUGUUUUCAGUUUGCAGCAUUGGAAUGGAUUCUGCCACGUUCAGGCCAUAGCUUCUCCUCAAGCUCGAGAAGUUUUCAGAAAACUAAGUAUCGUUACAAAUGAAAUUUCAUACAAUGGCGACUAUGAGAGUGAUGAUGAAGGAGCAGAGAGUCUAAGAACGCUAUCCUGUUUUAUUCAGUGUUUACGUUUCUAUCGCUAUGAGACAGCAGCUGCUACAUUGGCUGUGCAAGCAAUCAUCUGUUACUUACCCGUAUCACCUCUUCGAUCAGAUGGUGGUGAUAGUUCGACUAAAUUCUUACUGAAUGAGGUCAGACAGUGUCACAAUGAAAUUGGAGUUUACUUGUGGGGAGGUGAUGCUACUGAUGGUGACGAACCUUCGAGAGACCCGGUGGUUUUGUCUGCUCUCUUACAGGCUGUAGUAGACAAUGACGACGCUUGGAAGAUAUGGUGUAAUUCUACGAUGAAAUGCUCGACUGAGUUUGAAUUUGAUGACGAUUGCUGCUCUCCAAAUUCAGCCAUGGUUUCGUUGCCUUUGCCUGUCUACGUUCUACUAGAGUGCAUCAAGCGCAUUCCGGACGACUUUCAGGUUGACAACGUAGUACAGCUUGACUUCGUUAUUGAACUCAACAAGCUGCUUUCUAGCACAAUAAAUCGCAUCUUCUCUCUCACUCUUAAGAAAAUUUUGGAAAUUUUGUCCAUAGUAGACUAUGCUAUCGAAGAUGAGUUAGAAGAAAGAGAAAACAUUUUGAAACUGGUUUUCUUCUUUCGCAUUCGACUGUCACACUUUUGGAUUUCUAACCUGCUUCAACCUUCUUCUGCAUUAGUUUGCGACUGCCUGGCGACACUUGCAAGCAGCCUUUCGCGUCGCAUUGGAGGAGAAGACUCAAACGAAGACUUCUACCUCACACUUACAGACUAUUCGUCGUUCCUGUUUCAAACCGCUCAGUUUUACGUUAACAACUUUGAGGAAAUUUCGAGAUCUUCAGCAGUAGAGAACGCUAUAGUUAUAUGUACGCCAGAAAUCAAGUUCCACUUUUUCAAUUUUUUUUACACGCGAACAAGGGUUGAAAUGUUUUUGACCGAACUUUUACGGAUUGCAAUCAUUAUCUGUCCGACCGUCACUUCUAUAGCGACGUGCUCCUGUUGUUAUCCUCUUACUACUGAUUCACUCUCUAAUCGAUUACAGGCGCUCAAUUUGCCAUCUUACGUAUACAACUGCAGACGAGAAGAUGAGACAAGUCAUUCUCAUAUUGAACGUGAUAUGAUUCAAGGGAUUGUGGCCUGUCGACUUAUCACAAAUGUGCUUACCGUUUCUCGUGAAAGAAAAGAUUUUGGAUUCCUUUAUCUGCGACGGCGUGCAUUACAUGGUUUGUUACAAGUCGCAGGAGUGAUUGGUGCUGUAGCUGCUUUGAGAGUCGUAUUAAGAUACGACUGGCAUUGUGUAAUGUCGUGGCGUGAGGCUGUCAGUUAUGUUCUACUCGAGCCAGCAUUUGUGCAGUCGUUCAAGUGUAGAGCGUGUGACGAGCUGCCUCCUAAUGUAGAGGCCAUGAUUCGAGGAGUAAUUCUCAAUCGGCUCUAUUGGCUACCGUGUGAUGAUAUGUUAGCCCAGGACGUCUACUAUCAGGCCGUCAAGGAAUUGGGUUUGACAUCACUGCUAAUUCAAGAUGUUCUUGGCAACAAUCAGAAUACUUCUAACUUAAGUUACCGUCUCUUGUUUCAAAUGGCCGAAGAUCUGCGCGAAAAACCAUCUGAAGCUCUGGAAAUGGGAGUGAGAGCGUACACAGCCAUGUGGAGCUAUUACAUCCAUAGAAACGAGAGCGCUGUUGUACCUCAUUCCCCUAGUUCGUUUACUCUAGUUCUUCGCGGUGCUCAUCUUCUGGGUGCUUCAGCUAUGAAAUUAGAUCUUGAUGCAACGCCAUCUGGAGCUGUAACGGUUUCGUUUGAAAACACAGAUCGUUUGCUGCGUCUUGUGAUGCUUCUGUGGGAAGAUCCUAUUGUGACUUUUCAUGUUGUCGCUGAGAUGGCUCGAAUAUACCGAGGGGGUCGGUACCUUAUCCAUUGUGAGAAUGAAAUGUUACAGUGGCUUGAGUCUACGACGACAAUAAAGCCAGUGAUUUCUCUAAUUACGCUCAGUGAAGCUAACGGGAUGGUUUCCUCCGUCUUAAAUAGGUGCAAGUCUGCAAUCCUUGCUACUCUAGCGGAAGACGAACACAACGCAAUUGGUUGGUUGAGCUACUGCCAACAUUCUUAUCUACGUCUAACUGACCGUCCUCUUACGGGUGACGAUUUUCUAUGCCUCAAGACUAUUCUACAAGCUCUUCCUGAUGCCAACGUCGACGUGGAGUCUCUCGUCUCACAUUCUGCGUUGUGUUUGUGGCAAAAUGCUGCAGCAUGUUUCUUGAAUGCUUGUCCGCACGAGAGGGAUACCCUUGUUCUAAAGAACUGCUAUGUAUCUUAUUAUGGGCAACUAAUAUGUGACAAAUCUGUAAAAAAUUGCUUGUUUUUAAAACCCGUUGUCUAAAUAGUUAAUGCAAUUGUGUGGUCCAAACGGACCAAAGUUGUACUGUACUAUAAUAUUUCUUACACACCAGAUUUGGUGCAGUUUCUUUGGAGGGCAGUCGACAAACAGACAAACAAACAAACAAUUAAAUCAACAAGCUAACAAACGACACACGACAUGUAUAAAAUAUUU